AUGGGCUACAAAAAGUACUUGUGAGUCUGUUCAGCUGCACAAUCAUCAGCAAACCACAAAGGAAAAGCAUUUUCCCAACCCUGAUAAACAAAAAGAAAACACCACGAGCAUGUGUAGUUUCACAUUUUAAACUCACUUAACUUGUCCUUGUUUUUGCUCACUUCCUACCUUAGGCUGUUCACCAACUCUCAGCCUAACCUACGUCAUAAUGGCUGUUGUGAAGAUACAGAAGAAGGUGUAAUACAGCUGCAAAAGGGAAUUUAGUGCUUGCAUCAUUUAUUUUGUUUACAUAUUUAUAAACCAUACUUUCCUAUGAAAGAUCACAAGGUGGCGUUUUGAGUUUGCUCCCAGGUUGGUGGGGGACUGUGGAGAGCAGAGGGAACUGCUUUCAUGAGUCGCUUUGGGCAGGGGUUGGCUGCGCUGCCAAGUUCUCCAUGGGGAACUUAUUAGCACAGCUGAACCCGACAGAAUCACUCUCAUUGCCAGUGACAAGCCGCCUCCCUUGCUGGGGCACUUUAAGGCUCCUGAUUGUGCAAAGGCAGCUGUGUUUCUACCAGCCCCCCUCUUCAUGUUGCAGGUGUGGGGCAGGUGGGCACGGUUUUGGGAAAAUGGCUUUGUGCCCCAAACUGGAACCCAUGCCGAGCCAAAUUAGUCCUGCAGGUCAGAGGUUUCCCACCCCUGAGCUGAGUGAGCCUAGUGCAUCUCUGCUUUCCAGCCCCUCAAAACUUUUCGCAGCUCACUGCUUGGUUCCUUUAAUGCCGCCUUAGCUCACAAGUAAACUCUGGUUCUGUACUGGAUGACAGGUCAAGGGCAAUAAAGUAUAACUGAUGUGCUCCUCCUAGGCUCUAAUUACAGUAUGCUCUGGAUCCUGCAGCCACCAAAAAGUACCCUCUUCACACAACAGUCCAUUAUGGCAUAACCUGGCCAACCACUUGUUUGUCUUCCCCUAAUUUUGAAAUCCAGGUGUCCAGAAGGAGAAAAAUCUCUGUCUUCCCUUGCAACAGGAAAUGCUGUUGAUGAGCCACCUUUUAAAGGUUUCUUCCAUUUGAUUUCUCCAGUACCCCUGGGCUAUGGGAAAGCCACCACAAGUGGACAUUUAUUUCCCAGUGUUACCUAGUUGCAUGUAAAUGCACUUGCAAUACGUGUGUGCCCAUUUGAGGGUAGUGUAAGUGCCCCAAGACACUUCUGAACCAUCCAUCGCUGGUGUACUAAUGGAAGUAGUGGCAGAUCCGCAUCUGGCAAGGAUGGGCGUAGCCAGGACUUUUGCUGGGGGAGGGGGGCGAAAAACCGAAGUAAUUGGUCAGUUAGUUAAGUAUUUCUAUUGUUUUAUUUGAUCUGGGGGGCAUAGCUGCACCCCCUUGGCUACGCCCAUGCUGACAAGCACAUUUAAAAACCUGGUUCUACACAUGCCACCGAAUAUGGCAAAUUUUGUGCAUUGCAGGGGGUUGGACUGGAUGACCCUCGGGAUCCCUUCGUUACGAUUCUAUGCAUUCCAUCACUCCGGACUGCCGGUAGGUAGGUGCAGAAUCACAUCUCUGAAUCUCCUCCACGCUCAACUCGCUGACAGUGAACACAGCGGCUGGAGGCGGCCUUCCCUCGGUCGCGAAACAGGGAAACUCCGCCACCGAUUGGCUCCCUCCCCAGCCCGGAAGGAAAGGCAAGCGGCCGCCCCAGCCGUAGAGCGCAGGGGGAAGAGGCCUGGUGCACGGGGAGGGCGAAGGGCGCGCCUCUCCGCGGCCAAAGGGUCCUAGAGGUCGCCAUUGCGUCUUUACGCGCGGCGCCCCUUCUUCUCUCCAAGGGUCGGGCGGGCGGCGAGUAAGGGGAAAGCGCUGGUAUCUCAAGCCCCCCCCCCUCCAUUAUGUCUUCACUUGCUGGAGGGAUCGCCAGCCAACGGAGCAGGGGAUCUUGCUCCUCCCCUCCUCGUCUCUGACUUGAGCUUUUGGCAACCUCGCCUGCUCUUCCUGGAACCAGUUUGUUCUGUCGCGGCUGGUAGGUGACGGGAGUGGCCAUGGCGGGGGAAAGGCAACCAGCCUUGUGGACGCACAGCUCCCGCUCCUCUGCAGGCGCUCGUUAUAAGGAGGCGCCCCGCUUGCUCUCUAUUGGCUCCGGUUUCCCUGCUUCUGCGUCUUCUUCGGAAGGCGUUUCCCCUUCCUGCCCUCGCAGCGUCUCCUGUUGACGUUGGCCAAAGACGCUCAGGUGGCGCAGGGAGGCGGCGGGUCGGUUCCCCCGCGGCUCUUCUGCGCCAAGGGAAACCUGGGUUCUCUCGCAUGGCUUGAGGCGCAGGAGAGAGGGUGUGCGUGUACGUUGCAUCGUCUCUCUGGUCCCUCAGGCCUUCACUUUGUGACUGCUUCUGUGGGACAAAGCCACCCAAGUCACAAGGCGAACCCCCUGACAUGUACUCAUAUAGCAGAUAAUAUGGUUUAGGAUUCCCACCUAAUCCAGCCGUUCAUUGCUGGUUUUAAUUAGCAAUGGAAAUUUGACUUGAAAUUUAAGUGAGAAAUGUCUGUUCUAUGAGGGAAAGAAGAAUGGCUCUACUUCCGGGAAAGAACACCUGCCUGCUCCUCAUUUUGCUUGCCCCGGUGCCCCUUUUUUGACAUUUGGAUAGUCAGCCUUAGUUAAAGCCUCACCUAUUUCGUUGUGUCAUUCUCUCCAUGCAAUUGUCUCUGGGUUUGAAUAUGACGACCAGAUCUUCCCUCACAGGGAGUUGGCUCCUGAUAUUGAAGGUAGUACAUGAACUUUCAUGAGGGUGUUUUCCAUGGGACACAAGUGCAUUGUUAAUGAAUCUGUCCUGGACAGGAUAGUGCCCAAGCUUUUGACUUCUCAGGCUAGAUUAACCUGGUGCCCUGUAGAUUUGGACUGUAACUCCCAUCAGUCCCAGCUACCACAGCUGUGCUGGCAGUGUUGCGGAUGGGAAUUGUAGUCCAGAACUUAUGGAGGGCACCAGGUUGGAGGAGGCUGGGCUAGAUGGUAAACAAAGCAGGGGGUUAGCUGCUAGUAUACUACUUCGUGCUUAUAAAGCACUUCAGAGAGCUCGGGGCAUUUUACUUGGAAUCUCUCAAUAAUCCUUACAACAACUCUGCCAGGUAGAUCAAUAUUACUAUCUCCAUCUUGCAGGUGGAGAAUAGGGGGUGAAGAUGAGAGAUUGUGGCUUGCAUAAAGACACCUAGUGAUUUAGUGAUGGAGGUGAUGUUUGGAAACUUUGAAAGGGAAGCCAAAUCGGAGAGUUAAGGGAAGGGGUUGACUGUUGGCCUGAGGGAAGGAGUUUGCUGCUGACACUGAACAGAGAACAAGGUAAAAAGGGUGGACAGAGGGCCAUGGGCUACGGAUGCCAAGGAAGCUAUGUGUGUGCUGAAUUUCAUGUGGUGGGUUGUAUUCAACUAUCUUUUAUUCAGAGUAGGCGUCUUUAAAUUAAUGGCUGCAAUUAACUUAGGUCCAGCAAUUUAAGUGAGUACAAGUUAAUUACACUGAGUAAACGGUAGUUGACGGCAACCCAGUGAUUUGAACUAAUCAACCAGAGAAAUGGUCAGCUAAAGAUCAGAAGUGGGACCUGCAUUUACUGCAGUGGGAUAUUACACCCAAAUCAACUUUUUCAACUCUGCAAUCACUUCACUGUAUCUCAAAUUUUGGUUGGAAACCAAGGUGUCACAUAUGGAAAAUAAGUGCCAGUGGCUGUGGUCAGGAUUCUUACAUUGGUUCCAACCCUUGAUGUUCUUAUAGGGACCACAUAUUCUCUCCCACUCUAUGUGUAAAUGGGGUUUACAUGCAAUUCAUGCAAGUUUAAAAAAUGGGGUGGAUGUAUUAUAUAAGUCCUACUCAUACAGGUGUGUCCUGUUGGGAGAAAAGAGUGCAAGGCUCACUCCCACACAUUGUCGUGUACUAACUGCUUACCUGAACAAUGGGUGAUGUAGCUCAUGGAUGUAAAGAUUCUGUGUGACCCAUUGGCUUGGUUUGGACUAUUUUUCUGGGUUUCCCAAAAUGUGGUUCGGCCCAAAGUGGGGGAAGUCUGUCUUAAUAGUUUGUGAACUUGGGAACUAGCAAUGGGAUAGGGGGAACUGUACUUGUUUUGACCCUCUUUUCCUCUUCAGUGUGGAUUUUUUUUCAUGUUUAAUAGUGUGUCUGUUCAGCACUUCAUUUCUGGCUUUUACUAAGCCUGAGUUCCCUAUUAUAUCUGGAGAAUUUUGGCUUACUGUCAGAUAUUAUCCUGGUUGCUAACUAACUGACAGAUUUACACAGUUUUGGACCCACAACUCUGGCUUUUUGUAAAUCAGAAAUGAAGCAGAACAGUGGAAAGGGUUUAGGUAUUUGGCCCUGGCUCAUGCUCCUAAUUUAAUAAACCAUAGUUUUUGAAACCUGGAACAAUUAUCUGAACUAGGCCAUUGUCCCCAGCAACAGCUCCCAGCACUUUGGGAGAACAAUGCUGAGGUUUUCCCAGUACCCAGUACUGAGUUCUAGUGAAUACACACCCUUAAAGAGCAUAGUGUCUCAUAGCGUUAUCAUUUGCUAUUGCAUCAUUUAAAAAUAUAUACUCUUGAUUUACAUUUCUAGGUGUAACACGUGAGAGAGAGAGAUGGCUGCUCUUAGUGGCUCAAGAAACUGUCUUUUAACUAGAUUUACAUCUUUGGCCUGUUGGGGAAAGUGCAUUAAUCCUUACAAGUUUUCCAGUGAAGCAUUGAACAGACACCAGCAUCAAGUGACUAAGUGCCAAUCAUGGAACAAAAGUAAAAACAGAAGGUGCUACUUAAUGACUGAAAGUUCCAACACCUACAGUAACCUCAUUAACAAAAGUCAAAUGCGGCUUUUGAACCCUAAGAAUGCAGGAAUUUUCAACGUUGCACACAGCUGUUUGAGGAGGCCUUGUAUUCUCUCUGAGCAAAGGGCAAGAGGACUUGCUUUUCAAAAAUCUCGGCACUUGACUGGUUCUCAGAAUGUCCAGUUUCACAGGCCUUUUCACAGAUCUUCAGCACUGAAGGCGGCUCCCGUUCCAAUCUUGUGGAUUCUAUUGAAGCCAGUUCAGAAACUAUUUGCUGUCAUCCUUGGGAGGUAAACAUUAAUAUUGCUCUGCUACACACUAUAGCAGUAUAGAGUAUACUACAUUGUUGCAAUGUAAAUUUAGAUGCAAGCUUAAUAGGAUACUUUGCAAACUUCACAUGAGACUGUCUGGCAUGCUCCUAAUGUUGGAAAGGAGCCUUGCAAAUACAGUGGUACCUCAGGUUAAGUACUUAAUUCAUUCUGGAGGUCCGUACUUAACCUGAAACUGUUCUUAACCUGAAGCACCACUUUAGCUAAUGGGGCCUGCUGCUGGAGCCCGAUUUCUGUUUUCAUCCUGAAGCAAAGUUCUUAACCUGAAGCACUAUUUCUGGGUUAGCGGAGUCUGUAACUUGAAGCGUAUGUAACCUGAAGCGUAUGUAACCUGAGGUACCACUGUAGAUGGUGAAAGCUCACUUUUUGUGAGAAUGACUGCUGAUUUUGUGUCUCUGCUCCCCUCCUCCUCUCACCUGUUUUAACGCCUGGUGAGGUAGCUUGGAAGAACAUGUGUAACUUGGAUAAAAAUGGGUAAAGUACAUUUCUAUGCUGUUUCCCAAACUCUUCCCCCAAAUACGUGAAUAUUCUACCUCUAUCCUCCAGCAAAGGACGCUAGAAUAGCAUUGUGGUACUUUCUGGUCCCUUGUCCGCCCUCCCAGUACUGAGGGAUAAUGUCUCCUGGCUCUAGGCACUAGGUUGAUAGUACAGUACCACUUUUGAUUCUUGUAAAGAGGAUGGGGCAGGGGCUGUAGGAAGGAGAGAGUGAGUAUUGUCCAUUCUCGGCCUGGAACCAUGAUAAAUCGCACCUCUGUUUCUGUGCUUUCCCAUGAAAGCAGCCCCUGCUUUGGGGAUAUGUUUUGGUUUUUAUUGAUUUUCAUUUACCUUAGCCAAGUUUUAAUUACUUGAAAGGCCAACUGCUUCCUUGAUUUGAAAUCUGCGAAGCUCUGAAACACCUCUGAAAUGGAGUAUGCAACUCUGUUCAUCACUUUGGUGGGCAGGUGGGAAUGAAGCAGAAGAAAUAAACAUGCUUUAAAUAUGCUUAGUUUGAAAUGGCAUCAACUUGGUGGCUUAGGAGCAGAGUGUUCUUCCUGUGCUUUUAGUUCUAUACUGUCUGAGCAGUGCCUUUUUCUCCUAAAUGCCACCAGCAGUUAGGCACUUUAUUAUCCUUUAAAAACAUUUCCUCUUUAUAAUAAAAUAAAAUUUAGAAUGUUUUUAACUGUGUUGCCAAGACACACCUUGUUGUGUAAUUUCCACCAAGGAAGUAGUUGCGUCUCUCAAGUUUUUAACAGUGACUCAGCGCAGUGAGUUUCGUUCCUAGCUUGCAGACCAAUCGGUUAACGAAAUUUGGAUCUUGGUAAUGCACUUCUAAUAUUAGGAGCACAUCCUCAUCUCUAGUCACCUUUUAAAAGGUAAUUUGGCUACUAAUCUCCAAUCUAGAUAUCAUGUGCACAUCAGAGGGCUGCUGCAGCACUGUCCCCAUGCAUGUACUAUCCUGCUGAGGAAGCCACACCUUUGCAAACUUCCUGGGAAAGGAGUGGAAGGUUCUCAGAAUCUGGGGCACUGCAUAUAUAGGCCUGCGUCGCACUUGGAUUUAUGAGCGGUGGUAAGGGCAUGUGUCUGAUGCUUCACCUUGUAAGCUGUUUUUCUGGAUUGGAGGUUGAGUAAUUUGGGCUUAAGAAUAGGUCAGUCACAAAGCAUGCAUCUAGUUUUCUAGUACAGUGGUACCUCUGGUUACGAACUUAAUUGGUUCUUAACCUGAGGUACCACUUUAGCUAAUGGGGCCUCCCGCUGCUGCCGCGCUGCCAAUGCGCGAUUUCUAUUCUCAUCCUGGGGCAAAGUUCUUAACCCAAGGUACUACUUCCGGGUUAGCGGAGUCUGUAACCUGAAGUGUUUGUAACCCGAGGUGUUUGUAACGCGAUGUACCACUGUAUAUAUAUAGUUCGUGAUCCAGAAAGUUGAGGCUUGCGGUAGUGCAGUAGAAUUUUUGACUUUGAAGAGCUGACUCCUUUACUUCCCCAUGCCACGUAACAAAUCGCUUUUGAAAAUUAUCCUCAGUUUUGGAAGUCCUCAGGUUUGCCUUGAGGCAUAGAGGGAGGACUUCUGUUUGAGGAAAACAAGUAUAAAAUCCCUCUUGGAGCUGCUUUUACAGUGCUCUGGAUUCUGGCCAUAAACUUUACAUAUUCACUGCGCAGGCCAAAACAGCAAAUGAUGCUCCACUUGUGCUUUUGCAAUAUGGAUGUUCUGUUGCUGCUCAAGGAACCAUCUAUUAAAUUUAAAUUGUAUAUACAAGUUGGACCCUGUGGAAAACCAUCGUGGUAUAUGUGGUAAAUCCCAUCCCUUAUUAAACCUUUUCUUUGUUAUUAAAUGAACACAUUUUUCUUACUGUAAAUAAGGUGUCUCAGUGUUAUGAAACUUGGUUCGUAUUCUUAUUAUUCUCCAGAGCAGAAUGUUGUUUUUUAAAAUAGAAUAUAAUAGUUAAUGUUUUCUCAGCCUUUAAAUAUGCAUUAGAUUUUUGUUUUGGCUUUCCUUUUCCAUUCUCAAAGGCUUCAUUGUAGCCAGAUUUUAGAUCUGUAGAAAUUAACUUUAAAAAAAAAGUUUAGAAGGAGAAUAGCAUUAGAUUAUUUAAACUGCUGUUUGGUUCCUCAAAUUUCAAUUGAGCUAUCUCCCACUUUUCUUUUGUAUACAGUGCAACCUCAGGUUAUGUACCGUCCUGCUUACGAACGCUUCAGGUAAUGAGCUCUGCUAACCCGGAAGUAGGGGCUCCUGGUAGCGAACUUUGCCCUGGGAUGCGAAUGGAAGUCGCGUGGUGGCGGCAUGGCGCAAGCGGGAGGCCCCAUUAGCAAAAGUGUGCCUCAGGUUAAGAACGGUUUCUGGUUAAGAACGGACCUCCGGAACAAAUUAAGUUAGUAACUGGAGGUACGACUGUAAUAUCUUGCCUGGCAUUAUAUUACCUCACUUUUGCUUCCUCUUCAUUUGAAAUGGAAGUUCUUUCUGUACAAACAUGUGCAUGCUACGUAGGUACUGCCCCAUCUCUCCCUAUUCAUUUAUUUGUUCUUGAAAUCCAUCUUCUUUUUAAACUCACCUUCUCAGCCUAUGACUCGCCUUAACCUGGACACCUUAAAAGCUGCCUGAUCCACCUAUGGGUUUAAUAUGUACAGAAGCAAGACUUUAUGUAGAUCCCUAGCUUUGUGGGCAACUGUAUGCAUAAAUGGGUCCUGGGUUCCUGUCCAGCUGUGGAUAUGUGCACAUAACCUUUUAAUUACCAAAUAUGAUGCUGCCCAUUUAUUUGAUGAGAGUGAUGGUGGUUCCACACUCUCUGUUUGCCAUAUCUUCCUCCUGUUCACUUCCCAUUCAGCUUUCCUUCUUCCCUACACCAGCUCUCUCCCUCACCCCUCCUUGUUGUGCUUAUGCACAGCCCUCAGCUGCCUUUCCUCAUCUCUCAGACUCCUCAUAACGCACAGCUAACCAAUCUCCUUUGUUUGGGAGGCCCCACACUCUCUAGGUGUCAGAGACCAAGCUGAGGAGUACUGCUCUGGUGAGGAGUGGUGGGACCCUGCCCCUGCUCCUGGUCAGGAUCCUGAAGCUGCCCUGGAGCAGUAAAGAUUUGGAACAGUGGUUUGCAGAGGGGCAUAGUUCUGACGACAAAAGUUGGGAAGAACUGGGGGGUGAACAGCAAAGCUCUCUCACUGGAAACUAUUCAGCAUCUCAGUCCAAGGUCACGUAGAGCAGAUAAGAUGGCUACACGAAAAGCAUGGUGGUUGCAAGAUGGAAGUGAGUGGGGGGAAGCCUUAAUUGGGAACACCUUCCAUUCUGAUAAUGAAUGCUUUGUUCUUUUGCUGUGAUCAUUAAAGACUCUUUAAAUGGUAAGGGACUCUUUGCUUUGUCCUGCUUAUCUACGGGCAAAGGGGGGGAGGAAGCCAAGUCCCCGGAGCCUGGCACCGGGUUAACCAGAAAACCUCCCUAAUUCUCCAUUUCUCUCAUGUGUACAAGAAUGUGCAGCAUAUCCGUUUUACUCUUGUAGAGUGAGGUAUCAAAGUGAACAUUGUUGCAGCCUCAUAGCUUGUUGUAUCAGUGUCACAUUAAACCAUAGCUAAAGACAACUAACAAUGUUAACUAUGGUUUAAUGUGAGCACUCCGCAUGUUAGUAUAUGCCACUGAAAAGGUUUUGCUCUGCUCUUUUUCUGUUUCUGCUGCUGCUAAGCUUACAGGAAAGAGAGCCUGGCUUGUUGUUAUGUCCAAACCCAGGCCUAUGGUUUCUUUCUUUCCAAAUAAACCAUGUGGCAAUCAAGGUUUGUUCUUGGCCUACCACUUGUGGUUGACACACCAUGAGCCUCAGGUUGGGCACUCAAAACAAGCCAGACCAUGGUUUGUUUCCUGGUGGCACAGCAGGCGAAAGAACUUUGGGGCAUCAUGCACUAGCACACUAUUUGUUUGCAUUAAGCAGAGAAGCUUGCCUUUAACUCAACCAAUUAACUGAAUGUGAUGCUAGCCUCUUCGGAAUGCAUCCUGUGGCUUCAGCAUGGCAAGUAUGGUUUUUAAAACUGGUGAUUUUGUACUCUCCUGUUCUACACGCAGGGUGCUGGUAGCAUGGCUAUACAUGCAAGCCUGCCAGGUAGGAAGAACACAUUCACUUCUGCUGUUAAGUUUUGACAUUUAUAACACAUGCUGGUAGCACUGAUGAGGGUGCAGCAGUCGGGGACACUUGCGAUUCGCUCUGGCUUCCUCGAACUUUGCUAUAUUUGUGCCUUACAGGAGCAUAAGAAAAUGGUGGAGGGCACUUCCUCCAAACAAGAAGGAGCUGUUUAAAGAAGCUGCAAGAAGAAAUAAAUGGAAGAUAGCCCUGGGCCUGUGUACUUUAGGACUUGUGUUUAUCCUGUUUUAUUUUACUCACUUGGAAGAGACACCAAUCACUGGACGUUCUCGGCUUCUGGUGUUUCGGAAAGACCAUUUUGCUGAAUUGUCCCAGAUGGAGUAUGCCAUGGUGGGUAGCUGUUCAAAAAAGCAAACAAUAAUAAUAAUAAUUCCCCUGCCCCACUUCUCAGUAACUGAGAUGACUCACAGUAACAGUUCAGGGUCUCCAGCUCUACUACUUGAGACCCUUAUUAAUGCACAAUGCUGGUGAUUGAAGAUGGGAACUUAUAUAUAGCAUAUAUCCUGUUUUCUGGCCUUCCCACAUAGCUGAGGGAAUUUUUCUUCCAUUUAAGGAGUGUUGGCAGUGCAAGGAUUGAGAAUAUCUGUUUUACUGCUUAUUACAUGAGGAAGAUGAAUAUUGCUUGUUAGUAAAUAAUAUAUGUAUAUAUAUAUAUAAUUGCUGAUGUAUUCCAUGUCAUUAGGUCACCUUUCCUGAGUUAAAUAUUUUGCUUGAGCACAUCUUUAAAUUUUAUUCCCUAAAUGGAUAUCGUACAGCAGGGCAUGUCAUUUUAGGGGGUGAAAUUUAAUUUUUGCAAAUUUCUUCCAUGAGGGGGUCUUAAAAAUAUGUUUUGGGUGCGAGGGAUUCAAAUCUGCUGUUAUAUUUGCAAUUGGACAACAUUUAGCUUGCUAAGACUACGUUUACUUAAGAAGCAAAUAAACUGCUUUUGGAAAGCCAAAGAAUUUUAAUUUUGCCUUCUGAAAGUGUCAGGUAAAAUCAUAAAUAUACAUAAUAUAAGUAAACAAGAAUAAUAUUAAAAUAUAAGUACUUGGCAGUCAUUUUAAAAUUAUUUCUAUGCAAUUUUACACACAUUUUAUUUACCAAACAAAAUUAGAUUAAUGUAACCAAAAUAUCUUUUGAAUUCGCAAGUCAUUCUACAACUUUUUAGCACCCUUCAUUUUGGGAAUUUGGGAGUUGAAAAAUUCACCAUACCCUAAUAGUAUGGUGUAUGUCUCCUCCCUGCUCUGAAUUAGAUUGCGUCAUAUGUUUUUUUUACUUAUACUGACCUCUCUUCCAUGGAUAUUCAUGCAUAUUGUAUCUCUUAAUUGCAAUUUUACUUGCCUUGAAUCGGUCAGUAUGCUGCAUCUUCUUUUUCUUCCAGUGGGUCGAAGAAUUUAAAAGCAGAAUGUUGCCUGAAACAGACCCCCGUUACCAGGAGGUCAAAAAAGUCUUUUUGCAUUUGGUUGACAGCAACAAGGAUUUUCCAGGACUCUCUGAUUUCAAGUGGACUAUCCAUGUGGUGGAGGGACCAGAUGUUAAUGCUGUUGUGCUUCCAGUAAGUAAAAAUCGAACACCAAGAGAUGUAAUAAUUCAGAAAGAAGCUACUGACAGCGCAGUCCUGUUGUCCUUGGGAGGACGUCUCAGAGGCCGAAGGAUUUUGUGCAUCUCCCUCUUGGCGGUGAGGGGGCGGGGUCUUAGCUGAGAGGCAGAGCAUCUUCCUUGCUCUUCCAGAUUCAGUCCCUGGCUUCUGCACGCGGGUCUUGGAAUGUCACCAAAUCUGAAUCCCUCAGGAGCCUCUGCCAGUCAGUGCAGACAGUACUGGGCCUGACUUGGUACCGCUGUCCUUCCUCUGCCCUUAUUGCUUUCACAGUAGAGAGGGCAAAAAGGUGUUGGGGAGAAGAGGAGCUUCUGGGAUCCAGCCUCCCCCAAUACACGGGUUGAGAGAAAACAUGUCCUGAAGUUUGCGUGCUGAUUUUCUCUCCUUUUCUGACCAAUGUGCAGGAAAGUCUCCCUUCCUCACCUCGCCCCCCAAAAGAAGUGUGCUGACGAAAAGGAGGAAUAAAGAAGAAACACAACUUCUCUUUUCCCCUCUAUUCUGUCUCCCACCCCCACCCCCCAUUUUUCUGCUCUGCUGGUGCUGGCCUGACCAAGCUGUGGGUUCACCCCCACCCCCACUUUGGAUUGCUCUGUGAAACAAUUUGUUUGCAGUGUUAUUUUUCCUUUCUUUGCCUGCAGAAUGGACAACUGUUUGUUUUCACUGGUAUGCUGUCUGCUGUGUCAGAUAUCAAUGAGCUGUCUUUCAUUUUGGGACAUGAACUUGCCCAUGCUGUUCUGGGACACGGGGUAUGUAUCCUGUUUUAAAUACUGACAUUGCCAAAGCCCUCUGAAACUAAACACAUGCUUGUAGUCAUAGGUGACCAAUGUGGAGACCACCAUAUUUGACUGGAAUUAUUCAGCGAUGCUCACAGCCUGCCUCUUAGGGCUAGUAAUCUUUGCUCCAAACUCCUCAUCUGUGGUGUUAAUUGAACUGACAUAGUCAGAAGUUAGGGGUGUGUCAUACAACUGAAUAAUUCUUUAUAGGCCUUCCUUACCCAGGGUUGGUGCUUUCCAGAAUCCAGUGUUUCUUCUGUCAACAUUGUGGUUUCACACAGUGUUUCUCCAAGUUGGAUCUCCACCUGUUGUUGGACUACAACUCCCAUAAUCCUUAGCUAGCAGGAUGUGAUGGGAGUUGUAGUCCAACAUCAGCUGGUAAACCAAGUUGGAGAAGUAACAGCAACUUCACGUUUUGUAAAAGGGGUCGGUAGACAGCGCAUCGUUUUGAAUACAGAAAACCUUAAAUAUCCAUGCGCAAGAUUAGGACAUAAGUAGGUGGUUUUAAAAUACCGUUUUCCUUGUUUUAAGGCAGAGAAGGCGAGCCUGAUGCAUUUCGUGGAUUUCGUGCUCCUCAUUCUUCUCAUAAUGAUUUGGGCUGUUUGCCCUGCAGACAGCUUAGCAAUCAUAGGCCACUGGCUCCAAGCUUGGUUUCAAGAGGUAAGAUGAUCAACGUUCUACAGAGCAUUUGUCUAGCUCCUGCAACGGGGGUGUUCUUUGUGGGGGGAGGUCUCUGUAUUACAGGACACAAUGCUUCAUUUAAUAGACUGUGGACCUGAUCUAGCAGUAAACUUACGGUCUUAAGUCAGCUUGCGUGUUGGAUCUAAGAAGGGGAAAGUAACUGCAGUUCAGCCUGGGUGAGUAGCUAACUACAAGCCCGGGCUUGCCUUUUCGCCAUGGGAAGCAGGUCUUGAUCUCACUGUUUUAAAAAUAAGACGGAGUCGCAACAAAAGUAGGUCAUUUUGUGGGUGUAUUAUGCAUACUGUCAUAGGUGUGGUUUGUUUGUUUGUUUGUUUUUAAAAAACACCAUUGGAUUGAUUCACGAAAGACACAUAUAUUGCCUUCUAGUUUGUAAACUUCAGACUGUUGUGAGCUGGGAGUCAACGCUAGGAAAUGGAAGUACUUUGUUAUUUCCCUGGCCGCUGCUAUGAGCCAGUAAACAUUUUUCUUAUAAAUUCGUUCUGCUGGCCCUGGACAUACUACUGAGUGGAGCAUACUUACCUAGAAUCAAUAAUUUAAAUUCUACUGUAGCAUUCAUCACCCACAACAUUCAAUCUCUGGAGGAUGGCAUGCAUUUUGCAAUAGAACUUCCUUCUCCUUUUAUGCCUUUGCAUUUUUAAAGGUUAGCUUGAUCACCCGGAAAACGAUUUAAAAUGCAAUAUUGUUCUUCGUACAUCUGUUGAGCCAAUAUUGUGCUAUUUUCAUAUCCUUGGGUGAAAUCCACAGAUCUCCCCAAGUGAUCCGAGAACCUCGGAUGCCCUGAGAUCCUUCCACUUGGCUUUCUUUCUUUCUUUCUUUCUUUCUUUCUUUCUUUCUUUCUCUUUUGCUCCGUGCUACAAGGCUCAUUAACCAGGAACUGAGAAGAGAAUAAAUGGUCCUGCUCUCCCUGCAAAGUUUCUUAUUACACUUGAACUUCCUGCCAGUCAGGAAUAAAAUCAGAGAUGUAGGAAAAGGCAGUUCAGUAACCUAACCUAAAAUGGCUGAGAGAACUGUCAGGAUGAUCAAUGAUACUUCAGCACCAGGCUUGCUUUAUAGUACACAAGUUGCCAAACCCAGUUCUUCGCUCUCUGUCACAUUUGGCAGUUUCUUUCCCUUCACGUUCCAGAAGUGUAAAAUGCCUGUGGUAGCUCUUUUCUUUUUAAAAAGGGAGGUGCCAGGAAAACUUCUGAGGUUGCAGAAACGUGGUGAUUUUAUUAUUGCUGUUUCUUGGUUUCCACAGCUGUCUGGGCUGGGUAUGUUGCUGCUCCCUCUAGCAAUAUUCCAUAUUAUCCUCUCAAGUCAAUGUUGUAACUUUGUAUUAUCACUCUGACAACCGGAAGUCAAUAAGUCGCAUAAUUAUCGUAUUUUUCGCACCAUAGGGCUCACCGGACCAUAGGGCGCACCUAGUUUUUAGACGGGGAAAUCAAUAAAAAAAAUCUCCCCCUCCCAGCCCCAAAGAGCAGCGUACAGGCUGCGCACAACCUCUCCCUGCCGGAGGGGUUGCGCACGGCUAUGGAACAAGCCAAGGCAGCGAGCGGGAUGGAUCCCGCUGGCUGCUUUGGCUUCCUCUUUAGCCCCGCGCAAUCCCUCCCUGCCAGGAGAGGCUGCGCAGGGCUAAAGAAGCCAUAGCCCCGUGCAGCCUCUCCAUGCCGGAGGGGUUGUGCGUGGCUAUGGCACAAGCCUGCAUUCGCUCCAUAGGACGCACACACAUUUCCCCUCAAUUUUUGGAGGGGGAAAACUGCAUCCAAUGGAGCGAAAAAUACGGUAAAUGUGAUCUCUGGUGACCCACAAGGCACUGAGCAAGACUAUUUUGCGAUACCUCUUUGAAAAGAUUGGCUUCUCAAAUUAAAUUUUUUUAUUUCAUUUGGUAGUGUUCAUAAACCACCUUUCGUUGUGAAAAAUAAGGCGGUUUACAAAAUAAAACCGCUACAGUAAAGUAACAAUAUAACAUAGUUAGUGCCUUGGAAUAACCGUGUGGCCAAGUAGUUUUUUUACCAGCUGGUGAAAAUAUAUUAUUGCAAGAUUAAUACAUGAUUAAUACAAGAUUUGAAAAACCACAUCCUCAGAGUACUGAAUUAAAAAGAUCCCAAUUCCACUAUUGUCAGUGACACUUUGGAAGGGGAGUAAGUUUAUGAAACCUGUGGUCCAUGCAAAUUAUGAGGUAUUUCAAAUACAGUUGGAAAUAUGGUAUCAAUUCAAAUGGACUUUGGUCCAUUACAGAACUAGGGCAAGGGCCCCUGUGGCUGUGCAGGUGGUUCCUGACCACUGGGUAUGCAGACUGGGGCUGAUGGGAGUUGGAGUCUAUCCACAUCUGUAGGCCCCAUGUGCUCCCCAUGCCUAUAGGGUUAAAACAAAACGAAAUUUGGCAGUAUUGUCAAAUAUCGGGCGGAAAAAUCAGGUUUUUUGUUUGUUUGUUUUUAAAAGGAACAAACAUGGAAACUGAAUAAACUCUAUUACAGCUGAGGAGAGUCUUGAGGCUGUAAUAAGGCAUGUCCAUCUUUCAUAUCCACAAUUUACUUUCAGUUGGGCUACUGCACAGAAAACCUGAUAUCCAAGUUUUUUUGCUGUCAUAAUUGCAGUGUGAAGCCUUACAAUGUGUGGGUAAUUUCCCAUGACAUUUUGGGAACUGGGCGGCAGGUAGAUUGGAGCUGGGCAGGGCUUUCCUUGGGGCGAGACGGUGCCUCUUCUACAGUCAUCCUAAGUUGUUACCAUCCGCCCUCAUCACCGCUCUCUCUGACUUCGAUCUCUGUGCUCUGCUGUCACUGCCAGUCGUUGGUUUACACUGUAUUAUAAUUCAUGGAUAUUUGCAUUACAUUUUGCAUUGAAAAGCUUUAAUAUGAGGGGGAAAGCACUCUGCAUAUGCUCCGAGGUGCUUUUUUCCUUAAGACCUCUGCCAUGGAUUUAAAGGUGAACACACAUAUUGCGGUGCUUCAGUGUUUUUUGUAACCUCUGUAAAAUGGGACCAAUGACAGCUAAAUGGUCUAAAUGCAAUAAAGCACAUAGAUGUCUCUUUAUCUGUAUCUGAUGUGUCUGCAGCAUACCUCACUGCUUUUAUUACCCAUCUGGCUGCAUGCAUUUUAGUUUCCUUUUUUCACCUGUGGCUAGCUCUGGCCUCUUGUCAUUAUUUGCCAGGCCAUGCAAAUACUCCCCGCUUAGCUGCACCCACUACUUCAAUCUAUAAAAUGCUGGAGCAUAUCCUAUCAUUCUGUCUACUGUAGACCAGAGAGAGAGAGAGAAAAAAAAGUGAAGAAGCACCGCUGGCAUGCAUGGCUUUUAUUGGAACCAAACUCUAGAAUGCAGCAGGUCCUCAGCCAGGCUGCUAAUGCAACUGCUGAUUUAGCUUCUUCCUAAAUUCACCAGGAAAAAUGUACAUCUACAGCCACUUCUCUAAGCGCUUUGCAGAAAGAGUAGGAGGGGGAGCGCUUCUGCUGAAACUUGUCUGUUUGUUGCAUGUAAGUUAGGAAAAUCCUUACUUUGGUUUCAGAAACUGGCAAGAAGAAAGUUCUGAUGUCUCUUUCCUUUCCCUUCUAGUUGCUGUUCAAUAGGCCAUAUAGCAGAACAUUGGAAGCGGAAGCUGACAAAAUUGGGCUUUGGUUUGCUGCUAAGGUAAUAAUAGCUUUUGGCAACAGGAUAGAAAAUGUUCCUUUGCUUCAUUUUAAGUAGACAGUGUUUUUCACAAAUGGUUUUCUGUGUAUACUUGCAGCACCUUUUAAAUGUAUUUGCUGUUUUUGUGUUUUUAAAUGUUUUUGUGUGUAAACCGCCAUGAGAUGGUUGCUUCGAAUGUGAUUAAUAAAAAUGAUAUUAUGAAUAAUAAUUUGGGAUUUCAGUAUGAGGCUCAUCAAAAUACAAAAAAUCCUUACCAUUUCGUAUGUACAGGAAUGGGAUAACUGUACCACCACUGCCACCUAGCGUUAUUAUUAUUAUUAGAAUUUAUUAUUAGAACACACAAACUACAGUGGUACCUCGGGUUAGGUACUUAAUUCAUUCCGGAGGUCCGUACUUAACCUGAAACUGUUCUUAACCUGAAGCACCACUUUAGUUAAUGGGGCCUCCUGCUGCCGCUGCGCUGCCAGAGCCCGAUUUCUGUUCUCAUCCUGAAGCAAAGUUCUUAACCAAGGUACUAUUUCUGGGUUAGCGGAGUCUGUAACCUGAAGUGUAUGUAACCUGAAGUGUAUGUAACCUGAGGUACCACUGUAGUUAGCUUGACUGCUGGGAGAGAAACAAAGUUAGUGGACCACUUAUUUUCACAGGCAUUUUUGCAAACAGUGCUGUUCACAAGAACUUUUAUUCCUCUGGGUGAAAAUCCAUCAAGCUUCUUUCUAGGGUUGACGAUAUUGCCAAUGCUUAUUGGUUUAUUACAAUUAUUUAUAUUUGGCCUUUGAGGAUACAGAAAAGUAGAAAGCAUUUAUGCCCAAAGGAGAGAAUGAUGCUUCAGCAUGUACUUAAAGGGUGUCUGGAUGAGGGAAAACGGCCUUUAUUAUAUUUAUUUAUUUAUUUGCUUGUUUGCUUUUUCACCUCACUUUUCUCCAUUCUGGAACAAAGGGCAGCUUCAUAUAACAAAUUGUUAAAACCACCCUCUUCAAUGAAAUAUAAAACAUAAAUAACAAAUUACUCCCUUAUAAUAGAUACCACAGUGCAGCUGCUUUAUUAGCCAUAGGCGCUGGCUUCUGACGGCUGAGACACUUCCUCCCCCCCCCCAUGUGUUCUGUGUUUUUGGAGUGGACCAGGAGCCCUCAAUGUUCAGAGGGCUGCAUGCACGAUGUCAGGAUGUCGCACAACAUCUCCUCAAUCUCCUGGAGAAGCUGGUGCCUCAGAUAAGGGCUCACAUCUCCCCAGAACACAGUAAUAUUUAUUAUCCAAAUGCCUGGAGCAUCUUUAACCUGGUACGUGUGUAUCUCUCAGUUCUGCGUCCGCAGCUAUGGAGACCUCUAAUUUGCCCUGGAGAGGUGUAGGUUUCAGAUCAUCCCAGCCUAGGAAGCUAUUUGAGUACUAAGCCAAAGCAAAGGGAAAGGGUUAAUCAGAUCUUUAUUGGAAAAGUGUAGUCACUGAGAAAAAUAUUUGAAAAGAAAUGUAACUUGAGAUGAGAAAUUUCAGUCUAUGAGAAAGAGACGCUUUGUAGUUGUAAUACAGAACUACUUGUUCGAAAAGGGAGAAAGAAUGAAAGUGGUGGAGACCUGUGUUGCAGUUAUCAACUUGAACUUGUAACAACACCAAUUGAAACAGAGGACAGCCUGGUUCACAUGUCACAGUGAGGCAUACUGGGACCGUGUAAAUGUGCUGGUUGCUGGAGAGACCCAGAUCUGUGGAAUCAGUGCUGCUACAAAUGCUUUGAUUGUUAACCAAAACUCUUAAAAACAACUCCUCUCUCUCUCUCUCUCUCUGUGUGUGUGUGCAUUAAUUCAGAGAAGUAUUGGGUUUUAAGCCAAAUACAGAUUUAUUUAUUUAUUUAUUUAAAAAUAAGCUCUUCCCUUCUUUCCUUCCGUGGCGUGUUUAUUUGUCUCGAGCACUUUAUAAGUCUGUUUCCAUUUCAUCCAUUUUGCUACAGCAGCUCCUUCUUUGCCUGUAAAGGUCAAGAACUUAACCCAGAUGGUUUUGCUUCUAUUAGCAUAAUUGGUAUCUCCUCCUCUUGCAUUGGCAUAUGUGCAGAAAUGCCACCUGUUCCGUUUCAAGAGUUGUUUGCAUUUGCAGGCACUGUGCAGUUUCCCCAUGACUCGAGUUCCAGCUUUCAAUACUUUUAUUAAAAAAAAUAAUAAUCAAUAUAGGUUGUUGUUGUUUUAAAAAACAAUUUCCCAGUGUUAGUUUGCUAAUGUUAAGCAGUUCUUCCUUUUACUCUUCCUUUAGCAUUUAGCAUAUGCUACAGAACCCAGUAGUUCCAUAAUUUUAAUUUUAAUUUAUAACCCAGUACAUGCCAUUAGCAAGCUCCAGCCUUUCAUUUGAUAUAAAUGCUCAUUUAUUUUACUUUUUUCUCUUUCCCAUGGUUUUCUCCUUUAACCAUGGAAAUAAAACAGUUUUCCCUUGAUCAUUGAUAUCAUAACAUUUAUGAUACUUUGCCACUUACAUUUCCCUUCUAGAAAAUGUAUUUUUCUGCUGCCAGCUCUGACUAUUAUCGUCUCAGGUUUCCUGCAUGGUGUGUCAUUGUUUAGAGUUGCAUCUGAACCAGCUCACCUGCGAAGCACUUUUUUGCUCAGCCCAGAAAUUAACAACUUGAUUUUAUUUUGUUAAGGCUAUACCUGUUGCUCCCAAGAGUUUCAGAGCACUGAAGACGUAGAGAAACCUACUUAUCUAUGCUUUUUCUCUGCUUUUGAUGUGAAGGAAACGGCCAGUGAUGUUUACAAGCAUCUUAAGAUUGCAGUUCAGUAUCUUUCUGAGGUAUCACCUUCUCUUUCUUUCUAGGCUUGUAUGGAUGUAAGAGCAAGUUCUGUAUUCUGGCAGAAAAUGGAGCUAGCUGAGACUCUUACAGGGCAACCAAGGGUGCCAGAAUGGUUUUCUACACACCCCUCCCAUGAGAAUCGUGCUGAGCAUUUGGACAGACUUAUUCCAGAGGUGAGGUGGUUUGGGAGUUUUGGUGUGUUUAAACUGAGUAUCAUUUGUCACAUGUCUGCCCUAUCCUUCUUUGAGUUGCCAAGGGCAGUGUAUAUAUAGGAUUGAUUUCGCACACUCACACACUCCAAAUCUAAUGGUCAUUAUGGGUUGCUUUCUUAGCUGCCAAUUUUCUAAGACAAAGAUACUGUAGAAGUACUUGCUGUAUAUUGCUUAGAUUUACUGAAAUCUAUCUUGGUCCCCCCAAGUGGCAGACCUUCAGCUUUCUUGCAGGAACAAAUGUGCCUCUCUCUUCAGCAACUCUUAUCCUGUUCCCGUUUCCUAUUUAUCAUUUAUACAUUUGCAAACUGCUUUGUAAUCUUUGCCCUCAAAUGAUCCUGUCAUUGUUCAUCUUUCAGUCAUGUCUAGGGCCAUACAAUAAUCCUAUGGCAAAGGUGAGAUUUGAAACCAGACCUCUUAGGUCCAGGCUAAAUGUUACCUAGUGUUGGAGCACGUUUGUCUGUAAGUAAUCUUAAUGGAGUGCUUUAAUGUGGCCUCAGUCUCAAUGCUUUUGGAUUUUUAGCAGUGGACACUAGUCCAGGCGAUUAUGAACAAGCUGUUCCUCUAAGCUUCUGUCAAAUCUGCCAUUUCAUAGGAUUUGAGCUCAAGUGCAACUGCUUGUCUCUUGGGCCCUAACUCACAGGCACUAACUAAGAACUGUUUUGCAUGCAAUGUUAAACCAUAUUUAAACAGAAGCUAAUGUAGAAGGGACGCGGGUGGUGCUGUGGGUUAAACCACAGAGUCUAGGACUUGUAGAUCAGAAGGUCGGUGGUUCGAAUCCCCGCGACGGGAUGAGCUCCCGUUGCUCAGUCCCUGCUCCUGCCAACCUAGCAGUUUGAAAGCACGUCAAAGUGCAAGUAGAUAAAUAGGUACCGCUCCGGCGGGAAGGUAAAUGGCAUUUCCGUGCACUGCUCUGGUUCUCCAGAAGAGGCAUAGUCAUGCUGGCCACAUGACCCGGAAGCUGUACGUCGUUUAUCUUGCACAUAAACAACACAUAAAGUGCAAUAACAUAGACGGAAGUCCCAAUAAAUCAGUUCUUUCACAAAGACCAAAUAUCUGCUGGUUUCUGUUCCACAUAUGUUCAUAAAGUCCAAAUUGGAGCCUACUACAGUUCCACAGUGUUGACAAGGAUUUUCGGAAUAAUGCCUUGUUUUGCUCUCAUGGGCUUCAUCAGUGGUACAUGUUCAUAUGUAGUAUAUCAAAGUCAUGGAACUUGCACUCCUGGGCUUCAUCAUAUUCUAAGUAAUAUAAAUUAAUAUAAUGUCAUAAUUCAACGUAUUUUAACAAAUUAAAAUUGUAUAAACAAUUGUGCUAUAGAAGUACAUACCAUAUAUGAAGUAUCAAGAUAAUAGAACUUAGAACAGCGGUUUCUUCAGUGAACAACAACUGUUACAAUGUAAGAUUAUAUAGACAGGCGCAGCAUUGAUUUUAGUUACAGGUGACAGCAAUCUGCAGCUGUAAGCUUUUCUUCUUAAAGUGACCCCUUUAAAACAACAAAUGUAAAGCAAACUUUAUCCAUACACAGGUGUUAUACAUACAAGCAUUAGUAAUGACUCAUAGAAAGCAACUAUAAUCAAUUUCAGUAUUCAAACCUGAGGGAUGCAAAGAAUCAGGUAGGAAAAUAAAUCUAGUUUCUUUUUGCAUAAGAACUUUCUUUGCUCGUUUUACAGGUCCUAGAUAUACCCAAAUUACGAAAAAUGUCAUAUCUUCAUCUGAAUGUGACGCUGUACUAAAGGAGCGUCAAUGAAGCAGGAGUUGGGAAAGAGCAAAGCAAACACCUGUUUGCAUUAAACUAUAGGUUGGUUUUUUUAAAAAAAACAAACAAACAUUAAAGGGGCUUUAAUAUUUUAGGAGUAAUGUUUUCUCUUCACAUUCUGGUUCUGAUUUCGUGGUACUCUUGGCUUGAGUCCAUACCAGUGAAUCUCUGGUGCAGUAAUAAUACUUAUUAGUGCUGUGGUCCCCAGUCUUUUGCAGCAAACAUUUCCUGAACCUUGUAUGCUAUGUCCUGUUUGUUCUGUAAUAUCAACUUUUCUCAUCAUAAAUUGGUUUACUGUUUAGGGAUGAGAUGAAAACCAAUUUAUACAGAGCAAGUUAUGUACUCCUUUUUAUAUGUUUCUAAAUAUGCUGUUUUGAAAGGCAUCAGUUGACAUGCUUAGUGUUUUCUUUUUUUUUUUAAUGAGAACAACUACCAAAUCUGAAAAUAGAGUGCAAAUUGCAAAUACACAUAUUAGAUGCAGAGUCUGCAAAAUAAUGGUGAUAUAUAAUGAAACAAAUUUAUACACAAAUUGGCCAGUACAGACAUAAUCUUAGAGGGCAAGAAGAUAAUUUAUAUUGGUUAUCUUCCAGUCUCCUCUUCAGUCAAAUAUUUCUGUGACAGGAAUAGUAAGUGGAUCACUAGAAGUGUGACAUGAAGGAUCUUCUUGCUCUGCUCACUCACCUAGCCAGCAGUAUCUGGAAAGCUCAUUAACCGUUUUUGUUGUCCUUGGAUUUAGGAAGAGAGUUGUGGUUUGCAUGUUGUUCUCCUUUAGAAAUGGCAUGUAUAUUGUGCAUUUUGUUCGCUGACAGUUAAACUGAAGAUUGCUCUGCUUUAUUUGGAGACAUACCGUAUUUUUCGCCCUAUAGGACACACUUUUUCCCCUCCAAAAAUGAAGGGGAAAUGUGUGUGCGCCCUAUGGGGCGAAUGCAGGUUCGCUGAAGCCUGGAGAGCGAGAGGGCCGGUGCGCACCGACCCCUCUCGCUCUCCAGGCUUCAGGAAGCUCUGCGCAACCUCGGGAGACCGGCUCCGAGGGUUGCGCAGAGCUGCCUGCAGUCCCGGGCUCAGCGCAGCUCUGCGCGGCCACCGGGAGCCGGGCGCAAAGUCCCGCCCCGCUCCCGAUGGCCGGGCAGAGCUGCCUGCAGUCCCGGGAUCAGCGCAGCUCUGCAUGGCCACCGGGAGCCGGGCGCGAAGUCCCGCCCCGCUCCGGAUGGUCGCGCAGAGCUGCCUGCCGUCCCGGGAUCAGCGCAGCUCUGCAUGGCCACCGGGAGCCGGGCGCGAAGUCCCGCCCCGCUCCGGAUGGCCGCGGAGAGCUGCCUGCAGUCCCGGGAUCAGCGCACUUCUCCCCAUCGCCAGCCCCACAAGCUCGGGGGACAGCGGGGAGGCAGAGCGCGCCUUCCCGCUGUUCCCCGACCUAGUUCUUCCAGCCCCGCACCUGGGGGGGAAAUAAAUUUUUUUUUCUUUAUUUCCCCCCCAAAAAAACUAGGUGCGUCCUAUGGGCCGGAGCGUCCUAUGGGGCGCAAAAUACGGUACUUUGUUUUCGUUUUAUUCCGUAAUGUUGCAUGUUUACAUAUAGAUUUGCUUUAACCAGGCUUUGUUCCACAAAUCAUAAGUUGUCUAAUAGAUGAGAAAAUACACCAUGACUCCCCAACCCCUCCCUGAGCUUGCUUUGUUUUCCAGCUGUGCUUGCCUUAUGCCUCUUGUCUGGGGCGGGGUGGCUGAACAAACCAUGGUUAAGCAAAGUUUAUGGAUUUGGACAUGAUGCCAAACCAUAGUUAAAACAAACCAUGGUUCUAUGCCAACAACAAACCACAGCUUCACGUCAUGUUUUGUUGGCAACUCCCAUUAGCCUUUGGGCUGGAUUGAAUGUUCAAACCAUAGGUAGGCCAAACAAACUAUGGCUUAGUGUUUGCGCAAAACCGCUCAGUAUAGCUUAGAAUUCUUACAAACUCCUUAGGAUGUCAGAAAUUAUGAUUAGGCAAUUUUUGAUGAUGAUGAUGUGUAUACUAGCUUUCAUCCAAGACUGGUUCUCAGGAGGUUCAUAACAUGUCUGGUAUAGUAUGCUAAGGGUUGAGUCAGGCAUUUGAUGCUAAGGAGACUGUCGAUGAAGAAGUUCAGAUGAUCAGAAGAGAAGCUGACUCUGGAAUACAAAUGCAGCCUGCUAUGGAUUGCUUUGUACUCCAUCCAAAGUCCCAGUGGGUUCAGGAGCUGGCAUAGCUCCUCGAUAUCCAAGUGGCUGUUGUGACUGGGAAUGCCUUUGCCCAGCUUCAGCUGGUGCACAAGUUGCACCUCUUCCUGAAGUACCAACACCUCCCACAAGAACUGGCCCAACAGUUGCCAUUGAUAUUAGGCAGAUGCCUUAUUUUUUAGCAUGAGCUUCAAACAUCUUUGUUUAGGCAAGUCUACCCUAGUUUUUAAUUACCGUAUUUUUCGCUCUAUAAGACGCACCAGACCACAAGACGCACCUAGUUUUUGGAGGAGGAAAACAAGAAAAAAAAUAUUCUGAAUCUUAGAAGCCAGAACAGCAAGAGGGAUUGCUGCACAGUGAAAGCAGCAAUCCCUCUUGCUGUUCUGGCUACUGGGAUAGCUGCGCAGCCUGCAUUCGUUCUAUAAGAUGCACACACAUUUCCCCUUACUUUUUAGGAGGGAAAAAGUGAGUCUUAUAGAGCAAAAAAUACGGUAUUUGUUUUUAACUGUAAACUGCUUAGAGAUUUUGCUACAAUCAAGUGGUAUGCAACUUUUGUUGCAUAAGAAGAAGAAGCAGCAGCUGUGAUUGUCACCAAAAUUUCUGCUCUGUGUUCUGUUGCCAAGGGAGUACACUUGUCAAUGACACGAAACCAGGGCUUUUUCAGUGACAGUACCCUGGUUGUGGGACUCUCUCUUUGUAGUUCAGCUGGUCUUGCCUUUAUGUCUUUUAAGCAGACAGUCCGGACCUUUUUAUUCUGCCCAGCUUUUCAUGGUUCUUAAGUGGUUGUUAAUUUUUCUCUCUUGAUGCUUUUUUUUAUUGAUUUGUUUUUAAUAUUUUUUAUUGCUCUCACUUUAUUAUAGGGUACGGCAUGUGGCCUUAUGGACUGCUGGGAGGUGGAGUGAGUCUGGGGAAAGCAGAGAGAGAGAGAGAGAGAGAGAGAGAGAGAGAGAGAGAGAGAGAUUUAGUAGGGCCACAGUUGCUGCAUAUGCACAUCCCAGUAAACCAUGGUUAAUGGCUUGCUGUGAGCGUGCCAAUUGCUUUCACUUCAUUCUUUCCCUCUAGCAAGUGGGAGCAGCAGACCAUAGCCCUCUGCUUACUUUUAUACUUGAACCAAGGAUCAUGGUUUGUUGUUGUGCUCCUCACUUUCAUGACCAACAGUGGUCCCUGGUUUGCAAACGCAGCCAUGCGGCAACUUAACUUAAGCAUCCCCUGGUUUGUGACCACAAGGCAUGUGAUUCCUUCAUCAUCUUAAGUACCGUGCCUUCUUUCUACAAAUCUACUGAUCGAACAAUAUACAGUGGUACCUCGGAUUAAGUACUUAAUUCGUUCCGGAGGUCCGUUCUUAACCUGAAACUGUUUUUAACCCGAAGCACCACUUUAGCUAAUGGGGCCUCCUGCUGCCGCCACGCCGCCGGAGCAUGAUUUCUGUUCUCAUCCUGAAGCAAAGUUCUUAACCUGAAGCACUAUUUCUGGAUUAGCGGAGUCUGUAACCUGAAGCGUAUGUAACCCGAGGUACCACUGUAGCGUGAGAAGAAGAAAUACAGAAUUUCCUAGAGAUGACCUAAAGUAUUUCUCCCCCCCAACCCACCCACCCCCAUAUAUGAGAGGGGGAAAUCCCAGCUGUUUUCAAGCCUGUGGUAUUGGAGCCUUCCAGGAUUAAAAGCAAGUGCUGACUCUUAUUGAAAAGCUGUGUGAUCCAUUCUUCCUGCAAGGCUGACUGUUUUCAAAGCACUGACACAUUUAUGUAAAGAAAAGCCAUUCCGGCUUACCUUGAGCUGUGCAGCAAGAAGUGGAAAGGGGUUUUAAAUUGGGCAUGGGAAGGGAGGAACAUUGGUUUUCAGGGUGGUUGGGGAGAUAUUUUAAAAUGUAAGGUUAGGUUUCAGAGAUUUAGGAUCAGAAGGAAGUCAGAUGGGAAAUUUAACACAUGGAUAGUCAAAGGUAGAAAAUGCAGAGAACCAAUAAUUUUAAAUGCUCUUUUUGGGAUGACUUUAGGUUGCUGUUGGACCCAUGAGUAAAAAGCCCCCCCCCCCCCCGGUUAAGCAGCUGACAUUAAUGGCAUUAGGGAGGGGUUCCUAUGAAGACGUUCAUUGAGUUCUCAUUGUAUUAAUUUCAAAUUUGUCCAAAUAGUGUAUAUAACAUAAUUUCACUGCAGCUUUCAAGGAAACAUUUCCUCCUUAGAGUUGAUAAUGCAAAAUGUGCCAUUUAAAAAGAAAUUAAUUGAAAAUCCAGAGGAAUGCAUGCAUAACUGUCUGUGCUGCUACACGUGUCUGCAUGAGAGAGAUAGACAGGGGGAAUAGCAGAGAUAUAUUUCAGUUUUGUAUCUCUCAGUGGUAAGAUGAAGAUUUUCCAAACUGUGGAUUAUAGCUACUUAAAUUAUGAUGAGUGGAAUGUUGAAAGCAGCUAUAGUUGAUACUGAAGCCUAGGAAAUACUCUGUUGUGAGCUUAAAAACACAACAAAGCUUAUUUUUAUUUACUGUUCUCUUUCAUUUGAUGUCACUUUGUGAAUUCCAUUCUAAACUAAGUGUUCAGUGUUUGGGGAAAGAUUUUCAAAAGCAAAAAGUGGCAUUUACAUCUCAUUGAAUAUUGCUAUGUCGCGCCUGGGAAAUGCUGUCCCUUGGGUUUCAUUCACAUGCCGGCCUUUUAAAAGGUAAUUGUACUUCCUGGCUACCAAAUCCCUAAGUAGUUGCGGUGACUUUCCCCCCUACAUCCAUAAUUAAUGCAAUAGUGGCAUCUGCAUUGGGGGUCAUAAGAAUAUGUCACAGAACACAAUAUACUGAUUCUGUGGGGCUGCUGCCACGAGAUACUAGACAGUUGAACUUUCCAUAGGCAUGAUUUACAUGGUAGGACUUGCAUCUGUCAUUUUAGAAGUUCUCUCAAAUGCCACAGCUCUUUCUGCUAAGAAGCUCAGAUGGUGUAUGCAUGUGAUUGGGGACUUACCAGUGGGAAAGAAAUCGUUGCCUGGUCCCUAACAAAAAUGCUGUUCUACCUGGUAUUUGCUAACCCUUGUCUCAGGAUAGUUCUAGGUAUAUCAGGCAAUUCGCAUUGCUAUGUCCCUUUGCAUGCCCAUCCAGAUUAAAGGUCAUGAAGGCGCUGUGCUGAACCAUAUUAGGGUUUUGUUACAGAGGCAGGGAUAAAGACACACACAGCCUCAGCCCAGUCAUGUCUUUCCCCUUAAAUCCUCUGCAACACAAGCAAUACUGUGUGCUUGGUCAAGCAGCAUAGCCCGAUCACGUUUCCAAGUUACAUGUUGAUAAAAUCAUUUUGCCACUGGAAACACAGCUGAGGCCUCUCUAUCUUGUGACCAGGGACCACUUGUUCUGCUUUGAAUUGUGCCCUUCGAGGACUGACUCUCUUUUUUCUGGCAUGCCUCCUUGAACAUGCCAGUACAGGCAGAAAUUCAACCAGAGCAGCUUUUCCUAGCAGGCCUCUUUACCUUUUGUCUGGCUGCUUUCAUUGCAAGGGCUCCCAGCGACAGCAGCCCCUGGUGGGCAAUCUGGUUUUCCAAACCUCUUCCAUAGGUAUCCCCCAAACGUGACAAAAUCCUGCUCAGCAGCUUAUCUGGCAUUUAGCAUAAUGGUUAGAGCAUACAAUCAGGGCUUGUUCCAAAGCAGUGGUCAUUCCACUCUAGGGUAGCCAGGAUAACUUUAUGGAGCGCCCACCCACUUGCUAAAGGCCAUCGCUGCUGAGGCCUACGUAUCCCCCUUGGAUGUGGAGAUAUGAGCUCAAGUGGCUGCCCUGUAGAUUUUUUCCAGGGGGGUGCUCUUGUGGAAUGCAGCUGUGGUUGCCACCCCCCCCAACUGAGUUGGCAGGGAUCUGCAAGUGUGAGGUCUUAGCUUUGGCUCUGAGGCCCUGACCAUGCAGACGUUGGGCAGGACUAUGUCUUGAUCUCUGUGGAAACUGGUGUUAACCUUGAGUAUGACGUUGGGGUCUGGUUCCAGGAGCACUUGGUUGGGAUGAAAGGUGCAUAGCUUCUACUUGGCUGAAUUAAUAUGUGCUUUAAUGAGAUUGCCUGUGUUAUGACACAGUUUAAAACUUUAGAAUUUAAAACUACUCUCAGUUUAGCAUUAUGUGCAAACUAGGGAUUUUAGUUCUAAAUAAAGAGCUAUCAGUUAAGGCACCUUCAUACCCCCUGGUUUAAAGAUGACUUGUUUAGAAUACGCUGCAAGUCAGUGUCUGAUUUCUUGGUAGGAAACGUGUGAAUAAUUUUGGACAACAUGGAAGAAUAAAAGAAAUGCAGAUUGUACCUUUAGAGGAGAGAUUUUCCUCAAGACCACGAAAGGGGAGGGAAGUGUUAAAUACCCCCUCUGUAUUGGUGUGAUCCCUAAAAUAAUCACACAUACCCAAAUGCUAUCUGCCUGUUAAAAAACCUGCAUGUUAAACUCAAAGGCACUUCUUUAUUUAGGGGCCAGUGGUGUAAAUAGACUGUCCCUGUUUGACAGGAGUAGGACAUAAAGGUAAUCUUAAAACAAAACAACACAGUAUAAUUGUCCAAUGUUCUGAAUCACAAGUAUUUGCUAUAAAGUAUGCCCCAGGUUUUAGAUAAUUUAUGGAGAAGCUGCUUGCUCUGUACAAACAUCACUCAUUCUCAGUCCAGAUUUCACGUUGCUUGUGACACAGACAAACUCAAAGGUAAAUAUUUUACUAGCUGGUAUAAUUGAAUUGGCCUUGAAACUGCACGGGGCUAGAAAACCUAACAUUUUCAGAAUUGGAAGAAAAAAACACCCCUUUUCUUGGAUUAUACGAUGUGUACCUGCUGUACAGUAACGAACAGGCUGUCAACUAAAGAUUGCAUUUGUGAGAAUAUGUAUUUUCUCAGGAAACCUGUUAGAAGAGAAUGUGGCCACUUUUAUUUCUACUUCUAAAGCAUUCUUGUUCUAAAUUACCUGGCAAACCCUCUCAAAGCUGCAUAAUUUUAAAGCAGCUUGCCUUUCCAUAGUAUUUUCUUGUUUUUGUUUAAAAAAAUCUGAUAAAGUAGAUUACUUUGAGGACAGAAUUCACACUUUCCCAUGAGUUCUGUGGGUUUCCUUCCCUCAAGUGCUUUCUUGCUAUGAAUGAGACAUGAUAGAGCAAACGCCCAGAUGAUCUUCCGUGGUGCAUUCUAAGUAUAUUGCCGUGCACAAGUCAUUUGGCUGUGUUUUCUAAAUAAUAUCCAGUCUUUGCCUCAGGGGGAAAGAUGCGGAUAUUUUACAUGAGUGAGAAAGAGAAGUUCACCAUCACAUAAUAGGAACAAGCUACAUAAAGAAACUUCUGCCAUGAGCUCCCGUGGCUAAAGAAUUAAAUUGAAAAAUAUUGACUUAUAGGUCACUACUUUAGUAUACUUAAACAUACAAUAAAUUAAUGUGUUUUCACGCUAUCUAAAGCACAUUUCCCCCCAGGGUAUGGCCUUAGGCUACACUUAGUGAGUAACCCCCAUUGAACUAAAUAGAACCAAGUAAACAUGCAUGGGAUUGAAUUGCUAUUGUUAUUUCUGCCAUAUAUUCAUAUGAGGGGAUCUCUGCUGUUGCGGCACACCUUAGGUCACGCUGCCACCUAUUAGCAGGUCCUGACCCCACCAGUUGCAAAGCAGUGGCAUAUGUUGCCAGUAAUGCCAGCGCACUGCUGGCCUUAAGCAAAACAUCAGUAGCCAAGGAAGGGCACUCCCUUAAUGAGACUUAACUUUUCCCAUAGCGGUUGGAAAUUGCUGCAAAUAUCACUCUGUCUGGAGUGUGGCUGCAGGAGAGGCCAUGCUGAGCUCACCCCUCCCUCAGCCGUGCCUGUAGUCUUCAUCUUGUAUUUAAUGGAGUAUGAAUCAGUGUGGCGGGUGUUUAAUCAGCCACCUUUCGCCCCCUCUAACUGCUUGAUGUGGAAUAAGAAAGCAAAAGGAGGGGAAUCCACCUCCACGGGGUACGAAUGUUUUCUCUGAACCGUCUUGUGGCUCUUGAUGGUUUUCCUUCUACAUGCACCAGUGUUUUAGAUAAGUUAAAGCAGAGAAAGGGGAGAUAGACACUAUAUAGUUAAAAGAGAGAGGAGGGGGAGAAGCGUAGAGAUUUAAAAAUGCUAAAUUAGUUUAAAAGCGGAUUACAUUGCCCUUUUCAAGAUACAACCUAAAUCUUUAGAUUUCUACUUGGCUUGAAUAAUGCUGUUUGACAUUAAUGCAGUCUUGCAGUGGCUUCUGUUCAGCAAGAAGAACAAGAGGAAACUCUGCCAUUGCGAAUAUCUGUUAAGGAAUUGAUUGGUUGCUGAAGUGGAAACGGCUUGAUAUACAUCUUGUGAAUUUCUAUGGGCGAUAUUUGGAGGGCCAUCUGGAAAACAAAGUUACAUUUUUUAGAAGAAAAAUGUACUCGCAGCAGGGGAGGGAGGAGAUGGGAGCAUAGUAAAAAUAAAUAAACGAUGUCAGAGGGGUAUGUGAGACCCUCAGCUCAGAGUGGUUUUGGUGAUGAGUCAACUAUUCUUUUUCCACCUUUGGAUUGUGCAAAUAAAUAAAUUAAAAGUUGUUUGGCUGGAACUUGUUUUCAAAAGCUGGUGUUUGUUUUUUGGCUAGUUUUAGAAAAUAGCAUUUAUUUACAUACUAAAAAAAAAGGCAUUUUUUUGUGAGGAGAAAUAUGGCUUCAAUAGCCAGCUGUGUGAGGGAAGCUUUUUAUUCCUCUGUAUCUAGGGGAAGUCACACAGACACAAAAUGAUUCUAAAAUUUAAACUUAAAAUAAAAAUUGCUUCCUCACGCCAGCCAGAAUUGUCUGUGUACUUAACUAUGGCAACAGGAGAUGGUCUCUUUGUGUUCCAGUGAUGUGUAUUACAUGAGGGGUAGGCUGUGGCAUUGAGAGCAUGAUUGGUUUGUGUAAACAGGUGAUGUCUAAACUACAGUGAGGGUUUCUGCAAAAUGCCAGCAGAAGCUACCUAAGCUUGACCAUGAAUCUGUUGUGAAGGUGGGGCGAGUGGGUCUUUAUGGCAUUUGCUUGAUAAAGGCGCUCCACUUUUGCAACUCUCACCUACCCUUUGGUAGGCUGGCACCUACCCUUUUCUGCAGUGGCUCCCCGUUUGUGGAAUGCACUCCCCAGGGAGGCUCACCUGGUGCCUUCAUUACAUAUAUUACAUAUAUUGAGGUGAUAGGCAAAAACAUUCCAAUCUAUUGCCUUUUAAACUGUGUGUAGGGUUUUUUUAUUGUUUUGGUUUGUUGCUAUGUUAAGUAUUUUGUGUUUUUAUAUUGUAAAAUGUGAUCCUUGGAUGAAGGGCAGUAAGAAAUUUAACAUUUUUUUUUAAAAAAAUAAAAAAUAGCCACCACCUAAAGACUUAGUUAUGUGUCCUGGCUUUCAGUAAUAUCUGGCACCAAUAUGAAUGAUUUUUGGUUGACUGGUUGUGACUUACCUGCCUGGCUUUUAAUAACUGUGUUGUGAAUUUGAAACUCUUUUAGUAAGUAACCCUUCUGAAGUCGCUGUGCAGUGAAGUUGGGUAAGAAAUGUUUUGAAUGGGUUUUUUUUUAAAAAAAAAAAAAAGCUUGAUUGCACAGCAUGUAUUUAAGCCACUUUUGCAGCACCAUAGCUAAAUCAACUUUGAGUAAUGUUGCAGUGAUGCAAAUACGGUUUGAUGCUUGAGCAGAUGAUGAAACAUUCAGAUCCUUAUUUUUAACUCUGCACAGAUACACUGUGCCAACAGCAUGCCAGUCUGGACAAUUCCAGUUUGCCCAUCAUGUCAGUGCCAUUUAGAACAAUAUGGGAUAUCGUGAUAAGAAUUUCAUGACCAGCUUGACUUUUAAGGAACCAACUUAUUGGAAGCAUUUCUCUCUUUUUUUACUCUUAAAACAUUCAGCAUGCUUUCAUGCGCAGCCAAAAAAGGAAUUGCUUGAACUCAGCUGGAGGACAAGGAGAGGACAGAGGGUGAAGAAAGAGCUGUGAGUGGAGGGUGGACUUUUCCCAUCCUUCCAACCCCAUGGGAAAUUCAACAAACCUGCUGUGGUCCAUGCCCCCAGGGGUUCCAUGGAUGGGGUGGGAGGACCGGGCACAAAAAAUGAUUUCCCCAAUGCAAUAAAAUAAAUGCAUGCAAAAUUGUGUGCGUGCAUGGAUGCAUUUUCCUGGGAAGGGUUUCCAUCAGCUUUCAUCAGAUUCUCAAAGGGGGUCUGUGACUGCCUCCAAAAAAUGUUAACAACCACCGCUAUAGAGUCGUCUGCUAUAUAUAUAUGCCUGUAAUUUUAUAUUUUAAUUAGCUGAUUAUAAAUUAUUAAAGCUAUUCAAAUAAAGUUUUGUAAUUUAACACUGGCAUCAAACCAGUAUUCUUCUGGGUCAGAGAAGUAUUUUUUGGUCUACGAUGUGAUUACAUAUUAAUGACAUUGUUUCCCUCGGAGGCCUCUGUUUCAGUGGACACAGUGGAUUGGAUCCAGAGAAAAUGGGGCAGUAGGGAGCCAAAGAAAGCUGACUUCCCUGCCCCUUCUUCCUCCCCACCCCGCCAUCCCUAGCUCUCCACAAAGUCUCCCCUAAGGGUUGGGAGUCUUGCUGAAUUGGAAGGUAGCCUGGGCAGGAAGGGAGGCAGUCUUCAAAAUCAGACUGAGGCAGUAUGUUUAAGCAACCAGUAUUAAACUUUAUGCAGCCAAAAGGAUCCAGUGAACUCCCAAGUGCACAAACCCUGACCACUCGUUAAAUUGCUCUAUACUUCAUUAGUCUUUGCAUUGUAGCAAUCCUGGGAAGAAGCUCGUCAUUUCCAUUUUAAAAAAACUGGAGUUUGUUCUCCCACAUGGUAACUUUCUUUCUUUGGUCUUUUUGUUGUUGCCGCCGCAGGUAAUUAAAAUCAGGGAGAAAUGCAAUUGCCCAGCUUUGCCUGGACAGGAUCCACGCUUUGCUUUCAAACUGGCCAAGCAACAAAUUCUGCAAUCGUCUAAAAACGAGGGAGGCCUAAACCUCACUUACGAUGCUCUUUACAGAACAAAGGAGAAGACACACGCGGACAUAGUAGCUGGGAAAUAACUCUGCAGGUGAAGGCAGAAAUGCUUCAUGGAUUAACGUUAUCCAAAUUCUCAAGGCAAGUACUGUGCUUUUCAGGAAACUGCUUCAGAAAUUUGAAAUGGCCAGACGGACAGACAGUGCUAUUAAUUUAUGGCCACAGUGUUUGACAGUGAUGUGCCUCUGGAACCCGGCUCUUGAAUGGAUUUGCAGAAGAAUGCUUCACAUGCACAAGGAACACGAGGAGCAGUUUCCAUGAUGGAAGAGAACAGGAAACCUUUGUCUGCAUGGGGGUGGGGGUGGGGCGGUGUUCAGCAGUGCCCCAGAUGGCACUCGCAUACAUACUGCAUGUAUAACCAGGCUGUGAUAGCAAAUCCUCUUGUACACCGAAAUGUUAGUCUGACUGUCAGAACUAUGUUUUCCCCCAAUCAUGUUAUAAUCUCCUCCACACCCUGUUUCCCAAUGGAUGUUUCAAAGGGAUGUCCAGCUGAGUGUGGUGGGGAGGGCAGGGAGGGCUGCAUAUUGGAAAAAUGGAAACAUUGCUUCUGUCUAAAUGGCUAUCCAAGGGCAGUUCUUGCAAUGCAGUUUUAAGUUGUAUCCCCAGGCUCAAGUUGGAUACAAAUCUGUCCUUUUGUCGCAAAUAAUGAAAUAGUAUCCCUUACCUGUGUAAAUCCUCUUGAAUUUGUUGCAAGCUCAGUUAGUUUUGUCCAAUGAUAUUUAUAAAAUAUUGGUAAGAAUUCGCUGCCUUUUACAAGGAUCAAGAUGCAAUAAACUGACCAGUGGUCUGGUUCGAAUAUCACCUAAUUGGUUGACCUGCUGUUGGGAUUCCCUCUCUUUGUACUCUCUAAAAGACAGAUUGAGUCAACAUUUCACUUUGAAGCAAUCCCAAAGGACUGUGGAGUUAACCUUACAAUGUAAACAUGUUUGUAAGGCACAAGACAAAAUUUUAUUGGAUAAAAUGUGACAUACAGCACUAAGGAGUACGGUAG
This is a messenger RNA of Podarcis lilfordi (Lilford's wall lizard), 33136 nucleotides long. NCBI's taxonomy places the organism in Eukaryota, Metazoa, Chordata, Lepidosauria, Squamata, Lacertidae. The record is from the annotation of a GenBank genome assembly.